Histoplasma capsulatum G186AR is the source of this 300-nucleotide messenger RNA. RefSeq lists its product as uncharacterized. The transcript has 4 exons. The record is from RefSeq and is a predicted model, not a curated record. Bases 1 to 300 code for a protein of 99 amino acids. Lineage: Eukaryota; Fungi; Ascomycota; Eurotiomycetes; Onygenales; Ajellomycetaceae.
AUGGCCAUGGCCCUUGUGGGCCUCCAAACGCAAGCCGUCAGACCGUCGAACAUGGAAGCCGAGGGAAUUCGGGCACCGGGUGGCGUUGGCUCCAUGGACACGGAAUGCCUAGACGUAAUCAAGUUUCCCCUCCGCGAACAGUGUCCGGUGCUCAACGCCUCUCUGGAGGGGUUGUUCAUAUGUCAUAUUCCCCCAGGUUUGACCGCGACUGUCUUCACGGUCGUCUCUUCGUCUCUCCAAACAAACGCCGUCCAUGGAUACUACAGAGCAAUCCGGCCCUGGCUGCAGGCACCGCAGUGA